Molecule: messenger RNA, 1633 nt
Organism: Cicer arietinum (chickpea)
Lineage: Eukaryota; Viridiplantae; Streptophyta; Magnoliopsida; Fabales; Fabaceae
Product: patatin-1-Kuras 2-like
Biological process (GO): lipid metabolic process
Molecular function (GO): glycerophospholipase activity; monoacylglycerol lipase activity
Source: RefSeq, a predicted model, not a curated record
AAAUAUAAGCACUUUAAAUUGUGUUAUCUUUUGAAUUAGCAUUAAGAGACAAUAUAUAUAAUGGGUGCUUUUAAUUUCAUUUUAUUUGUGUUUGUUUUUGGUAGUCAAGUGAUUGGUGGAUUGAAUACAAAGCUACCACCUCCUUCCUAUGGAAAUACAAUAAGCAUUCUAAGCAUUGAUGGUGGUGGUAUUAAGGGCAUUAUUCCUUCCACUGUUCUUCAACACUUGGAAAAGGCUCUUCAGAUUGUGUCAAAUGAUGAAAAAGCAGCACUGGCAGAUUAUUUUGAUGUGAUAGCUGGGACUAGCACUGGAGGACUCAUUGCUGGAUUGCUAGCUUGUCCUAACCCAAAUGACCCUUCUCGUCCUGCCCUUACUCCUCUACAAAUCUUAAAGUCUUACUUUAAUUAUGGUCCUUCUAUAUUCAAUCAAACUACAGCUAGUGGUUGGAAUGAAAAUUCCACACGUCCGAAGUAUGAUGGUGAAUUAUUACAUAGCAAAGCACGUGAGAUAAUGGGAGAUACAAGAUUACAUGAGACAUUGACCAAUGUUGUAAUCCCAACCUUUGACAUCAAGACAGUUCAUCCAGUAUUAUUCUCAAGCUUUAAGUUGAAAACAGUUCCUAGCUUAGAUGCAAAAUUGUCAGAUAUAUGCAUUGGGACAUCAGCUCUACCAACAAAACUACCACCAUAUUACUUUAAGAAUGGUGACAAUGAAUUCAAUUUAGUUGAUGGUGGUUUGGAUGCAGCUAACCCGGCAUUGGUUGCAGUGAGUGAAGUAAUACAACAAUUGAAUGAGAAGAAUUCUGAUUUCAUUCCUAUGAAGGAAAAUGAGCCUACCAAAAUAGUGUUGUUGUCCUUAGGAUGUGGAACAAUAGGGGACACUAAAGGGAUAGAUGCUAAUACUGCAAAAUCAAUUCCAGCAAAAGAUUGGACAUCCAUUGCACUUUUAGGAUUAACUAGUGCUCCAGGAGAUAUGAAUCAAUAUCACCUUGCAUCAAUUUUCCCAGAUCAUCCAUCUUCAAACAAUUACUAUCUUCGAAUUGAGGAGUAUAACUUGGAUAAAUCCAUGGGCCUAGCUGAUAAUGUAACCCAAGAAAACAUGGAUAAUCUUGCACAAGUGGGACAGAACUUGCUGAAACAACCUGUUAAGAUCCUAAAUAUAACUUCUUUUGUCCCUUAUGAAAAAUCAAGUGAAGGUACAAACAUUGAGGCUCUUCAGAGAUUUGCUGAGAUUCUAUAUAAUGAGAAGCAGCUGCGUUUGAAAAUGAAAACCAUGAAAAAAAGUGAACAAUAUUCAUUGAAACCCUUACUUCUGCUUUUGGGAUUGUUUCCUCUUCUGAUUUGGGCGACACCAAUGUUAAAAGGAUUAUCAAUAAGACGACACCAAGCUUGAAACGAUUCUUGUUUAAAUUAAGGGGCACCAAUGCACCAAGAGGAAGAAUACCUAAAGCAAAAUGAUUUUAAGACCCUUGGAAAUCACUUAAAAUAAAGUUGAAGUGUGUGUGUAUAUAUAUACUACCUCUUUUUUUUUUUUUUUUUUUUUUUUUAAGGAACAUACUCUUUUUAAAUUUUCAAAGGAAUAAUUAUUUUUUUAUCAAUAUAUACUCAUAAUAAAUUUACAUCUUUUUAUGCAA